Cyphellophora europaea CBS 101466 is the source of this 744-nucleotide messenger RNA. RefSeq lists its product as uncharacterized. Lineage: Eukaryota; Fungi; Ascomycota; Eurotiomycetes; Chaetothyriales; Cyphellophoraceae. Gene Ontology annotation, molecular function: metal ion binding. Gene Ontology annotation, biological process: superoxide metabolic process. The transcript has 2 exons. The coding region runs from base 1 to 744 and encodes 247 amino acids. The record is from RefSeq and is a predicted model, not a curated record.
AUGCGCUUCAGCACUCUCCUUCUCGCUCUCGCGACUCAGAUCUUGGCUCAAGACCACCCCGCCGUGCCCCUUGCUACCGGUCAACCUAAGCGUGUGACUUAUCAAGCCAACUUGCAGGAUGGUAAACCAGGCGGAGGGUAUAUCGCAGGUGUCUCGAGUGAUGAUGGCACUGGCGUGAGCUUCAAUAUCAAUGCGUACCACAUCCACGUGAACCGUAUCCCGGAUGAUGGAAACUGCACCGCCGCUGGUGGCCACCUCAUGCCAUUCGACGGUCCUCCAGAUACGGUACCCUGCAACAUCACCGAUCCGCAGUAUUGUCAAGUUGGUGAUAUGUCUGGCAAGCACGGAAAAAUCACAGCGGAGAACUCCAACAACGGGAAAUUCAAUGCAGCCUAUACCGAUGUGUACGUCUCGGCCAUCGAAGGGAAUGAUGCAUUCUUCGGCAACCGCAGCAUUGUCAUCCAUGCUGCAAAUGGUACGAGACUGAAUUGCGGCAACUUUGACCUUCAGCCAGAUGCCGCAGCCAGCAACGGAACUUAUCCUGGCAGCAACGGCACCUAUACUCCACCAAGUGGCUCGAGUGGCGGCGGCUAUGCUCCUCAAGCCACCUCAGGCUCGCCUUCAGCCUCCGGAAGCGCUCAAUCAUCGCCAUCACAACUCCCAGGCAGCGGCGUCGGGACCCUCGCUGUACCCUUCUUCUGGGCUGGUGUGCUAGGGCUCGCCGCUCUGUUUGCUGCAUCUUAA